Messenger RNA from Thermothelomyces thermophilus ATCC 42464, 1881 nucleotides. RefSeq lists its product as uncharacterized. Gene Ontology annotation, biological process: transcription elongation by RNA polymerase II. The record is from RefSeq and is a predicted model, not a curated record. The transcript has a single exon. Gene Ontology annotation, cellular component: nucleus; elongin complex. NCBI's taxonomy places the organism in Eukaryota, Fungi, Ascomycota, Sordariomycetes, Sordariales, Chaetomiaceae. Bases 164 to 1756 code for a protein of 530 amino acids.
CAUCCAUUCCGCCCUGCAUCCUCAAACCAAAGUUCUAUGACGUCUGGCCCCUCAAACUACAGCUUGCACAACUCCCACUUGCUCAAAAUUCAACCCUUGAAGCACCAAGCGUCACUAUCUCAACUUAUCAACUUUAUCCAAGUUCAACUCGGAGUUGCCCAACAUGACUGAACCUCGUGCCGCCGCUCAUGUCACCAAUGGUUUCCGACCUGCCCUGGAGACAUGCUUGGGGCCUCGCAGUCUCGCAGACAUGUGCCUGAGGGUGGCUCUCAACAACGUCAGGCACAUCCAGAGCCUAGGCAACCUACCACCCCAAUACACGGGUCCCAUCCUCCGACAUGUGAAGACGGCUGAGCAGCUUCAUCAACUGGAGCUUAACAGCGAUGACAUCUACGACCAGACCGCAGCGCACUGGAUGCGUAUCAUCAAGGACAAGUUUCCCGAGCUUGCUUCACAGCACAACUUCGUUCCCCAGAAACGAAAGUCCUGGCACAAGGUCUACGAUAAGUACGAGAAACUCCAGGAGGAACAGAUUGCUGCUGCCACGGAGAAGCUCAAACAGGGUCUCGCCGCCCAAACUCAACAGCAACAAUCUCGCAAAUCCACCAUCAUAUCCAGCAAGGAAAGCGUGGGCCUGCGACGUCCCAAGGCAAAACCUGGAUAUUCGCUGGUAUCGAAGAAGCAAGACUUCUUUUCGAAAACCAGAACGCAGCUUCGGAUGGAGGCUGGGCGCUUCAGAACCAAUCCGCUGGCAUCUCGCACUUCCCAAAUCAAGAAAGCACCGGCAGCCAUGAUUGAAGAAGCCCGAAUCAAGAGCCAACCCAGCUUGGUUCCGCCUCCUCCUCCAUUACGCCCGGACCUCCCUUCGAAACCGACUGCAGUUGGUUCUGGCGGGAUCACAAGUCGUGAAGAGAAGGAGGCUCGCCUCCUGCAGGUCAAAAACGCAGGUAGAACUAAGCCGGAGGCUGGCGAAAAUGUCCUUAGAUUCAGCGAUGACGAGGAUGACGAAGACACCAAACUGAAUGAGGAUGAUGAUCUCUUUGGCGACUUUGCUGAUCCCGAAUUCGACGACGUCUCCAACGGCAGUCAAUCGCAGAAGGCUGUCGCCUCUUCUGCCUCGUCACCGUCCCGUACGGCGUCCAUCAAGCCGCUGCUUGUCCCAGAGCAGCCGACCAAACACCUUCGAGACCCAGUGAAGGUGGGAGACAAGCAGCCAGUCAAACGCCGUCGCAGCGUUGAGGAGGCAGAUGCAGAGCAGCCAACCAAGCACCGCCGCAGCCACGAAGAAACCACGACCCCCAUGUUGUCGGCUUCCAACAAAGCCAGUACCCUGCCUUCCCUAGCUCCACAACAAUCCGCAAAACGCCGUCCGAAGGGUCUCUCGGCAGCACCGGGCGCCAACAAAGGCAUCGCAUUCAAGCCUGCGUCUAGAGCUGUCAUCAACCCUGCCAUCAAGACUGUUCCCAAGCCUGCCUCCAAGGAGGGAGCGGAAAGCAAGCCCUCUUCCCGGCCCGCUGUCAAUCCUAGCACGGGCUCUCGUUCACACCGCGGCGUUCCCAUGACGGCUCCAUCUGCCAGCCGCUCUCGUUCCGCGAGCACUUCUGGCGACGAGUUAACUGCGGACCAUGGCCGGAGAGCGACACGUUGCGGCAGCCAGGACCCUGUCGAGUCGUUGAGUGGGUUGCCGGUACGUGCCAUGCAACCAGCGAACCGCUACCCGAUCCUGCGGCCUAGUCCCAAGCUGAAGAACAGCUGAACUCGAGACUCGUGGCCGCCGCUUCCAGCGGCUUGGUUAUGGCGGUGGAUAUGAAGAAUCAGGCGUCUGAGUGGAUUUACAUGGUUGAGGCGUUGGAUGGCUUGAAUUUCACAAUAGCAUGAAUC